AGAUCUCGAUCUAAUUGCCUCUCUCUUUUUCGUUAGCAAUUUCGAAAACAUUUACAAACAAAAGUUAUUGUGCGCAGGACAUUAUAAUGUCCAUCAAUUUAAAGUAAACUUUUGUUUUGUAAACAUGCUUUUGGUAUUUCAGUGAGAGUGAAUUAAAUCUAGAUAUGGUCAUCUUGCUUACUCACUCUCAUAGAAUAUUUUGAAAACUUGUUUACAAACAAAAGUUAUUGUGCGCUGCUCAUAAUAACUUAUAUUAUAAAAUUUGCGAAACUUUAUAUGAAAGUGAGCUAGAUGAUUAUCUAGGUUUCAAACAAGAUUUUCAAACACGUGUUCACAAAACACAAGUUAUUGUGCGUUUGAAAUAAAGGCAUCUACUAACUAGAAGCAAUUUCUUUUAAAAAAAAAUGCUUUUUAAAGAAAAUUUCCCCUAUCCUUGUAGGCAGAAACGUCAGAAUUUAAAAAAAAGCAAUUUUUGACGAAAAUUGCUUCUAUUGUGUAGACACAAUAAUGGAUAACGAUUUGCAAAAUUCAUUACAUGUUUUUUAUGUGAAUUUUCUCAAUUUAAUGCUACUAUCAAAUAAUAAAUCUGGUGACAUUCUAUUAGAUGUGUGCUACACAGUAAAAAAAAAGAGAUUACAAGGAUAAUCGUUGAUCUGCUUUUCUACCACAAUUAUUCUUGUAAAGUUACUCAAAUAUGUAUUUCAGAAAAACGUGUAGUCUGAAUCUGAAAAUAUGUAAUAUAAAUUUUUGUAAUGGUAAACUGUGUAACAAUCUGCGAGUGAUUACACAGUUGUACACAUUUUCAUUACAUUAUUCCGUGUAAAAUUACACGGUUUUCUGACAAAAUGUGUACAAAGUACACAAAUGUGUAUUACUAUACACGAUUACAUGUUUAUGUAAAAUUUACAAUGAAAAUCAUGGUAAAGUAGCUGAUGUUUUUACUGUGUAAUUAAUUAAAGUAAAUUAAAUGAUCUAAAUAUAAGCCUGCAUGUGGGACCCAAUUUAGUAUUUUUUUCUGUAAAUUAUCUAUAUGAUAUCGUGAAUAGAGAUUCUUUAUUCUAUCUCGAAACUUUGUUUAUUUAAUUGAUUUUUUUAAAUACACAGAAAAAGACCUUUUAGAAUAAAAUAUAUGAUAUCACUAUACUCGCCCUUAGUCCAAUUAUUUGGUAAUAUUUUGGUGAUCAAUUCUUAUUCCAUGUGCAAUAAAACUUGGAUUUGGUUUUGUGUCGAUUUUUUUUUCUUUUUACAAAUCUUGGCUACAUUGAUAUUUAAAAUAGCCGAUACUGUAGUCCGUAUAGGAGACCGGGAAAAAAUUAGCCACAUAUAGUGUUAGAUAGUGGUAUCUUAUAAUUUGCUUUCGAAGGAAUAUUGAGGAAACCAUUCUUUAUUCUAAAUAUAUACUUCCCUUACUAUUCAUUGAAAUAUUUAUCAUCCACAUACAAACAUGUUUUGCACAAAUUGUACACAAUGAAAAAUUUCAUUUAGUGGCUAAUCUACCCCGGUCUCCCCUAUUCUCCCAAAAAUUACAUUGAGCAGGUAGAAAGUCAACUUUCUGUUUCCUUUUAAAGUCUCAGGAGAUCAAGCACGCUGCGAAUUUUACUUUACCAUUAUUUCUCAUAAUAACAUGUUAGAUGAUGCGAGUGAUAUGGAAACUUAAUGUCGGGCAUUUGGAAGUUGAGGGUUACUUGAGGGGUAUAGAAGAACUUCCAAUUCACAUAUACAUACAUCGAUAUCACUUGUUUGCGUUCCUGGCCGGUUAAAUGUUUUCGUGAAAAUUUCUCCUCCUGAAAGAACUGUUGAGAAAUUGACGAAAGUGUAAAGCUUUUUGGGCGGCUCCAGUAAAGAGAAUAAAUAUAAUUAAAAAAAGGUCUUUUUUCCGGGUUAUUUUUUAAAGGAAAUUUUCGUUUUUGAUAUAGUGCGCUUUAAUGAACUUCAAGUGACAUUUUUUUUUUUAAAUCUUGAAAAAAUGAUGUGAUAAAUAAGGGCGUAAACUGAGAAAAAUCAAGGUUUUCGAGAUAUUACCUGUAGAUUUUUCUUCGUUCUCGUCCUUUUAAAGACUAAAAAAAAAUCAUGUGUAUAAAUAUAAGGGAGGGUGCAUAAAGCUCAAAGCUAUGAAAGAAAUUGACGUGCAAUAUUUUCAAGGAAAAAUUCUAUAUAGUCUUAGAAAAUCCUGCAAAAGGCGCGGUUGUCGUCAUCAUGGUAUGAUUCAACCACUAUGGCACUUUAACGCAACGCAACUCCGGCACAUACACUCGUGGAAACUCAUUGGAAAAGUUGUCGAGUGUGUAUUGUGCAUAGUUAUAGACUGGAAUUGAAUAUAUAUACAGUUUUUACUUUCUAUAUAUUACAAAGAGGGUGAGGAUAAAAUUGUAGAUGUGAGUGUGAAUUGUGGAAAUCGUUAGGAAAACUCUCUGUAUUGAGAGGAUUGAGAGUGUGGAAAAGAAAGAGGAAAAUGGCGGAGAGUUCCGUGAAAAUUUCACGUUCACUGUUAAGUUUCAUGUGAUUUGUUAGUCAUGGGCAAUGAAAAAAAUGUGUAAAUUAAAAGGUGUACAAGCGUGCGUGAUUGCUUAAAAGAAAAGUAAACAAUUUGUAUUGUUAAAGUGAACCUGACAAAAGUGUUUGAGAAAAUCGCUGAAAAAAGCUUUUAGAUUCAGAAAGGAGAAUUAUGUUCAGCAAUUUUUUUACAUUGUGGGUGUGUUUUUUUUAAAAAAAAAAGUGAAUUCAACGUUUUUUCAACUGUAGAAACUGAAAAUAUAACUGAAAAGACCUAUCUUCAAUUUUUGAUUUAAAAGAAAGUUAAAGUGUAAGUGGAAAAGAAAGUUGUUAUCGGAUCAUUUUUCUUGCACUAUCACGGACUUUCGGCCAAAUUAAUUUUGGCCGAAACCCAACAAGACGUUCAAGACGUUCUGCAUCGAAGCAAUACGUACAAUGGGGUGUGCACAAUCAGCUGAAGAGCGUGCAGCAGCCGCUCGCAGUCGGUUAAUUGAACGCAACCUCAAAGAAGAUGGAAUUCAAGCUGCUAAAGAUAUCAAACUUCUACUGCUUGGGGCUGGCGAAUCAGGAAAAAGUACAAUCGUUAAACAGAUGAAAAUUAUUCACGAAAGUGGCUUUACGUCUGAAGACUUCAAACAGUAUCGACCAGUCGUGUACAGCAACACAAUACAAUCACUAGUUGCAAUUUUAAGGGCGAUGCCCAAUUUAAAUAUUCAAUAUGGCAACAAUGAGCGGGAGAGUGAUGCAAAGAUGGUAUUCGAUGUUGUUCAAAGGAUGCACGAUACGGAACCUUUCUCAGAGGACCUGUUAGCGGCUAUGAAAAGAUUAUGGCAAGACUCCGGUGUACAAGAGUGUUUCUCAAGAAGCAACGAAUAUCAAUUGAACGAUUCUGCAAAAUAUUUUCUUGAUGACUUGGAUAGAUUGGGCGCUAAAGAUUACCAACCAACAGAGCAAGAUAUCCUUCGAACUAGAGUUAAAACCACUGGAAUAGUUGAAGUACACUUUUCAUUCAAAAACUUAAAUUUCAAAUUAUUUGAUGUAGGAGGACAGAGGUCGGAACGAAAGAAGUGGAUUCAUUGUUUUGAGGAUGUUACCGCAAUUAUCUUCUGCGUAGCCAUGUCAGAAUAUGAUCAGGUGUUGCAUGAGGAUGAAACUACGAAUCGUAUGCAAGAAUCACUGAAAUUGUUCGAUUCAAUCUGCAAUAACAAAUGGUUCACAGACACUUCAAUUAUCCUGUUCUUAAAUAAGAAAGAUCUAUUUGAGGAGAAAAUACGCAAGAGUCCACUGACAAUCUGUUUCCCCGAAUACACAGGUGGACAAGAAUAUGGUGAAGCUGCAGCAUACAUCCAAGCACAGUUCGAGGCUAAAAAUAAAUCAACAUCAAAAGAGAUCUACUGUCAUAUGACAUGUGCCACGGAUACGAACAAUAUUCAAUUUGUGUUUGAUGCAGUCACUGACGUUAUCAUAGCGAAUAACCUUAGGGGCUGUGGUCUCUAUUAAAACGUUUUCAAACUAUAAAAACAACUAUAGAAAUUAAUUAGAAGAUAUGAAGACGAUUUAAGAAAAAAAAAACACUACAUAAUUCAACACACACCACACUAAAAAUACUUUUCAUAAACACAUAAUAUGAAAUGAAAUGGAGAACAAAACCUAAGUUACACAGAGAAAACUACUAUUAACCAAAAAUGAAGAAAAAUCUACGUAUUAAAAAAAAGAGAUAUAUUGAUGGAUGAGAAAAAACGAUGAAAUAUUGUUCAUCUGUAAUUGAUUUAGAGUAUUAACUAGUUAAAAGUCUAGAGAAUAUUUAAAAAAAAAACAAUGAGACGAGAAAACUAAACUACAGUGAAAAAAUUAAAACAACAGUGAAAUAUGAAUGUGAAGAGGUCGUAAUAAUUUUUUUCUGUUAUUUGUGUGCAGAUUUUUCUUUUAAUCAAAAAAUAUUUUUAAAAAAAAACUGUACAACUUAUAUUUCUUCAACAAGAAGAAGUAAAACUAUUUUUUUUAUUUAUUUCUAACAUUCCUUUCUUGAACAUUGCAUUUUUAAUUUAUUAUUUAUUUUGCAUAGAGCAAUAUAAUGAAAUUUAGACAGAGGAAAACGAUAUAUAAAUGAACGAUAGAAGCAUUUAAGAACGUGAAAUUUGUAGAUGAAUGAAGAAAAUCAUAUAACAUAUACAGUUUAAGUGAAACCAACAGAUGGAAUUUACAUCUUAUAGAAGAUCUUUAAAUUUUACUUUAUAUUUUUUUUAUAUCAUUUGCUUUUCCCAUUGUAAUUGAGAGAUUUCUGUUCAGGAGAAAAAUACAUUUAGCAACUCGAAACCUCACAAA
Molecule: messenger RNA, 4818 nt
Organism: Phlebotomus papatasi
Lineage: Eukaryota; Metazoa; Arthropoda; Insecta; Diptera; Psychodidae
Gene: Galphao
Product: G protein alpha o subunit
Exons: 9
Coding region: 2929-3993 (354 amino acids)
Biological process (GO): adenylate cyclase-modulating G protein-coupled receptor signaling pathway
Cellular component (GO): heterotrimeric G-protein complex
Molecular function (GO): GTPase activity; G protein-coupled receptor binding; GTP binding
Source: RefSeq, a predicted model, not a curated record